This is a messenger RNA of Drosophila arizonae, 1528 nucleotides long. RefSeq names its product Promyelocytic leukemia zinc finger (gene Plzf). The record is from RefSeq and is a predicted model, not a curated record. Lineage: Eukaryota; Metazoa; Arthropoda; Insecta; Diptera; Drosophilidae. Gene Ontology annotation, molecular function: DNA-binding transcription factor activity; RNA polymerase II cis-regulatory region sequence-specific DNA binding; protein binding. Gene Ontology annotation, biological process: regulation of transcription by RNA polymerase II.
CUUGUUUACCAACGUUAUAAUUGUUUACAUUUUGGAUUUGAGCAAAGUUAAAUGCAAUGCUGCAAACGCCUAUCGUUCAGCCCACUUUACAUCAGCCACUGCAUUCCAAGGUGUCCAAUUACCUAAAUAAUCAACGUAGGACAGGACAGUUUUGUGAUUUGCAGCUAGAGCUGGAUUCGGAUGAUGUGUCCUGCACAUGCAGCGUGCAUUUUUGCGUGGUUGCUGCUCAAAGUCAACUCAUUGGCCUCAAUCAGCAGAAGCAACAGCAGUUCUCUAUUCAAAAUCCACUAAAAGUCACAAUACGCAACUUCAACUGCACCGUGUGCCUGCACACCAUCGUGGACUUUUUCUAUGAGGACAUUGUCUCCGUUUCCAAGGAGCAUGAAGCGCACUUUCGCGAGUUGGCGAAAAUACUUUCUGUAACCGAGUUGUUGAAUUUGUAUCAAAUAGAGCAAAGCACUGAUGUUAAUGUGGGAGUGGAGCCAACUGCCGCGAAACCGGGCGAUGUGGAGGAUGCUGUGCAGCCAGCUAACAAAGCAGAUGUGGUCUUUGAGAAUCAACAAAGCUAUUUCAAGCUCAAGAAUCCACGUGCCGUUAAGUCAAGCAGCAAAAUCAACUACUGCAUUGGCUGCGACUUUAAAUGUUAUCAGGUGCAAAAGAUGAUUGAUCACAUGACCAGCUGCGAGCCGUCCCACCUCACCUGUUCGCUCUGCGAAGUUGGCUUUCUGGAUUGGCGAGAAUAUGACUCCCACCUGCGUCGCCAUGGCUCCGAUCUUCGAAAGCCCUUCUUCUGCCUGCAGUGCGAUAACCGCUUCAGCACGCGGGCCGCUCUGCUUAUCCAUCAGCCCAAACAUACAACGGAAACACCACAUGUUUGCUCGCAUUGCGGCAAGGCCUUCAAGUGGAAACAGGGCCUGAGCAACCACAUGUUGGUGCACAAUCCCGAAAAGCAAAUGCUCUGCGAUGUCUGCGGCUACAGCACGACGCACAUGAAGGCCUUAAAGAGUCACAAGCUUCUGCAUACUGGCGAGUUCUUUGCCUGCACGGUGCCUGGCUGCAAGCAUCGGGCGAAUCGCAAGGAGAACAUGAAGCUGCACAUCGAGACACAUAAACAGGGACGAGAUUUCAUUUGCGAGAUUUGUGGCUGCAAGUUCAGCCAAAGCAAGAACCUAAAGCGACACGCCCUCAAGCAUACAGAAGGCGGCCUCAAUCGCUACAAGUGUCAGCUCUGCGGCUUUAGCAGCCAUCGAUCGGACAAAAUGAAGGAGCACGUGCAGCGUGUCCAUACAGAGCGGGCGGUGCAACUUGAACUGUCGGAAACAGUGGAUAGCUCGUUCGAAAACAAGAUGCCAGAUGAUUUUGCAUUACCGCCCCUCGAUGCUAUGCUUAGGGGCAGUGUAAAGGAGCCCAAGGCGACGGGCUCACUACGUCGCAAAAUAGCGUCAAAUGUGACAACGCCAACCGUGAAACGCUUGAAGACUUUACUGCCCAAGGAAGCUAUUAGCUAGGAGAUAUGUGAAGCUAACAG